Molecule: messenger RNA, 2523 nt
Organism: Paraphaeosphaeria sporulosa
Lineage: Eukaryota; Fungi; Ascomycota; Dothideomycetes; Pleosporales; Didymosphaeriaceae
Product: Annexin
Exons: 3
Coding region: 265-2436 (723 amino acids)
Cellular component (GO): cytoplasm
Molecular function (GO): calcium ion binding; calcium-dependent phospholipid binding
Source: RefSeq, a predicted model, not a curated record
CUUCGUUCCUGGCCACUGACCUCGUGCCAAUCGCGCAUGCGUCUGGAGCUUUCAACUGAGUCCCGAUUGUCUCUCUGAAGUGAGGUCUUUGCUGAGCGUCCUACGCUCCUCUUCCGGCAUUAUUGCAAGUUCACGGGCCCGUCCGAUUUACCGCCAUGUCGCUUCGACCGGACGACCGCAAAGGACGCUCGCGUUCAAAAUCCCCAGGAAGACGCGAUCGGUCACAGAGCAAUGCGCGAGCACCGUCGCCUGGUCCAGGGUAUUAUGGGGGCCACUCAGCUGAGCAUGGGGGAGCUGCAGCCCCGCAGCAGUAUGAUUAUGAGCUUAGGCAGCCAGGUCAGCUAUACGAUGGCUGCUAGACCGACGGGUAGCGAGCCCAUCACCAUGGGCGGAUAUGCAGAUCUGCCACCCGAACAGCGGCCCGGCUACCACGCGGCCUCACCCAGAGGAGAUCCUCGAUCGCCCAGCGGGCCGAAUGUCUCGUACUCGCAGCAGGGACACGUCCAGUAUUCGACGGGACAAUACAACUACAGCGCAGCACCUGCGAGUGUGAGCCAGGCUGGACCUGUGCGGGCGCCGUCGCAGCAGGGCGGCUUCCAGUAUGCAUCGGCACCGCAGAAUAUAACAUUCACAGCGAAGCCGGUAGUGCCUACGAACCCUCCUCCGCCAGUAAGACACACGUCCCAAGCCGCGAGUCCACCAUACCCUGGGCAGUACGCGAUGCCGCAAGCACCCCAUCCGAGUUCCGCAGCACAGCAACAAGCGUACCCUACUGCUCCUAUGCCUCCUCCGCCCAUGGGCCGACAUUCACCGCAGCCCGGCCACCAGAGAUCGGCAUCGCACGCUGGGCCUACAACAUCAUAUGGCGGACACCAAGUGGUGGAGAUGGUUCCGGGUGGUGCCAAAGCAGGUGGGAGCAAACCCCCACCUUCACCCGGCAUGCGACCGCACAGCCUGUCGGUGAGCGGAGGAGCGUCAGGAGGGCUGAACCAGCGCAUGGACAGGCUCUCAGUGAGCGGUAACAGGCCAGAUAUACAAACUAUCGUGCCUGGAGGGUUCCCUGGAGGAGGUGGAAUGCCUCCCCCUAGUCCUUUACUAGAAGCAUACCACGGAACCUACCAGUCGAUAUCGCCUAUGCCGCAUGCUAUGAUGAUGGACGAUGAUUUGGACCAUCUGCAACCACUAGACAGCUUGUCCCCACGCGGAUCUAGUGCGUCGUUUCACGGGGGCCACCGAAGAACACAUUCAUCGUCCAAACGCUCCCCGAGCCCUGCGCGAAAAUCGAAACACAAGGAUAAAUUGGCAUUGGAGGCAUACAAAGCGUAUGGGCAUGUGGGCGACGACCGAGAUCGCAGCCGAGACCACAGUCGCGAUCGCAGAGGCGACAAGGAAAAGAGGAAGGUCAAAAUUUACGAUGCAGAAGAGGACGCGCUCGCGCUUGUGGAUGCCCUGGGCCAGCGAACCAUCGACGCCGACACCAUUAUCGACAUUCUCCCCGUCCUCUCGCACGACCAGAUGCUCGAAUUGCGGAACGAGUACAAGCGGCACUGCAAAGUGCAGGGCCGCGGCAUCAACAUUGCAAAACACAUCAAGCUCAAGACGACGGGCAACUUUGGAAAGAUUGCAUACGUGACUGCGCUGGGCAAGUACGAGAGCGAGGGUUACUGGGCAAAUUACUGGUACCAGUCUGGCAACGCGCGGCGCGAACUCCUCAUCGAGGCGCUCAUGGGGCGGCAAAACCACGAGAUCCGCGAGAUCAAGGAUGCAUUCAAGGACAAGCGUUACGGUGACAGCCUUACUAAGUGCAUGGACAAGGAGCUCAAAGCGGACAAGUUCAGGAAAGCGGUGCUGAUGGCGCUGGAGGGUGAGCGGCAGGAAGAAAGCGACGUGUGGCCGGCCGAAUACCGCAACCGCGAUGUCGAUACGUUGUACCGCGCGCUGAAGGCAAGAGAAGGCGGCGAGUCCGCGAUGCUGGGCGUGGUCGUUAUGCGGAGCGACAACCACCUGCGGGAGGUGCUACGGACGUACGAGCGCAAGUACCAGGGCAACUUUGCGCGUGAUGCGCUGAGGAAGAGCAAUAACCUCGUGGGCGAAGUCAUAGCGCACAUCCUCAACGGCGUCAUCAACCGCCCGUCCCGCGACGCCAUGCUCCUCAACCACGCGUUGACCGACCUCAUCGAGCCACCCUCCUCCUCGCACGACGGCCCGCGCGGCUCCUCGUCCAAGGUGUCGUCCACCAGCAAGCACGAGCGGCAGCAGCGCUACGAGCUGCUCAUCAGCCGGCUGGUGCGGCUGCACUGGGACCGCAUGCAUCUGCAGCGUGUGAAGAUGGAGUACGACGACAAGUAUGGACGGGUCGUGGAGGAGGAUAUUGAAGAGGCGACAAAGGGGGAUUUUAGGGAGUUUUGCAUUCAGCUGUGUCAGACGGGGCGGUAGGGGCGUGGGGAUUGUGUGAGGUCUGGGUUCUCGAGGAUCGCUGGCCUAAGGGAGCCGGGGGAAGUGUUUUAUACCCGUAAUGUUAAC